Molecule: messenger RNA, 2055 nt
Organism: Rotaria sordida
Lineage: Eukaryota; Metazoa; Rotifera; Eurotatoria; Philodinida; Philodinidae
Source: the annotation of a GenBank genome assembly
AUGGAAAAAACUGAACAACUUCACGAGAAAUCUAUGUUACAUGAUGAUCAUCUUGAAACAUUUAGUCUUCUAUGGAUCAGAGGUGACGUAAAUAAGAAUGAGAAAAAUUCAAAUAAUGAACAAAAAUUACGUGCAAUUAUUAAUUAUGUAAAAAUAUUUGAACACAUUGAUCAAUGUCAACAAUAUAUUGAAACAAUGUCAAAAGAAGAUCGUUCUGUUUUAAUUGUCAAUGAUCAAUUUAGUCGUGAACUAAUACCAACAAUUCAUAAUUUUUGUCAAAUAUCUUCGAUUUAUAUUUAUUGCUCUAAUGAAAAUAAACACAAACAAUGGAAUAAAACUUUUCCAAAGAUAAGAGCCAUAACCAAUCAAUUUGAUGAAAUUCUUGUUCGAAUUGAAGUUGAUCAAAAGAUACGAAUGAAAAUAGAAGAACCAUUAACGAUUAAACCAUUGAAUGUUGACGAUGAAAUGAAUCUUUCAACAGCAAAACUCGAUGAAUCUUCCAUUUAUUUUCAAAUUCUUAUUGAUAUUUUACUUCGAAUACGAUCCAAUAGUGAAGAUAUAAAUCAACUUCUUUCUCUCUGUAAGAAAGAAUAUAGGGGUAAUAAGAAUCAUUUAGCUACUCUUCGUGAAUUUCAACAUAACUAUUCAGCUAAUACAGCAGUACAAUGGUAUACUCAUAGACCCUUUUUACAGAAAAUUUUAAAUAAAGCUUUUCAAUUAGAAAACAUCGAUAUACUUUAUCUAUUUCGUCCGGUUAUUCGAGAUAUUUGUAUUCAAUUAAGACAUAAUCAAUAUCCAUCAUCAAUUCGAUUAUACAAAGGUCAAUUGAUGUCGAAAAAUCAAUUGAAUAAUCUAAAAAAAUUCACUGGAAAAUUAAUAUCUAUCAAUUCAUUUUUAUUAACAACUACUGAUCGAGAAUCAAUUAUGAAUGAUUUAGAAGAAACAACUCCAUCGAAUAAUAUACAAAAAGUAUUAUUCGACAUUGAUGCUGAUGGUGGAGAAGAUAUUCCAAUACCUUUUGCAAAUAUUAAUCCAGAUAAUAAUCGAGAUGGUGAAAAGGAUAUAUUAUUUAUGAUCGGAUCAAUAUUUCGACUAGUUAGUAUUUCAUAUGAUAAAAAUAAAAGAUGUAUUAUUCGAAUGAAAUUAUGUAAUGAUAAUGAACCAGAUUUAAAACAACUUUUUGAAAAUAUGAGAAAUGAACAUGAAUAUGGAGAAACAAAUCUUCUUGCAUUAGGAAUGAUAUUAAGAGAUAUGGGUAAAAUUGAUUUAGCUGAAAAAUAUUUAUUUCGUAUGCUUAACAAUCUUCCUCCCAAUGAUUCUUUACUUGAUGCUUUGUAUCCUUCACUUGGUUUAAUAGCAAAAGAUAAAGAUAAUUAUGAUAAAUGUUUAUAUUGGUAUCGUAAAGCAUUAAAAAACUAUAUGGUUACUCGUCCAUCAGAUUAUCUCACUAUUGGUGAUACAUAUCAUACUAUUGGAAUAAUUUAUCAUACAAAUAAAUGUCAAUAUGAUAAGGCAUUAGAUUAUUUCACUAAAGCUAUUGUUCUUUUCAAACAAUUUGAUGCUGAUAUGCAUCCAAUGAUGGCCAGAUUUUAUGAUAGUAUUGGUGGUGUUCAUGAAGAACAAAGAAAUUAUUCACAAGCAUUGAUAUAUUAUCAAAAAUCAUUUAAUAUAAAAAAAAAACAUCUUCCUACUAAUCAUAUUGACAUUAGUAUAUCAUAUAAAAACAUUGCUGGUGCUAAUGGAUAUCUUGAAUCCUAUGAUACUGCAUUAGAAUUCUACAAAAAAGCAUUACAGAUUCAAACGAAAUUAUUUCCAUUACAACAUCCUGAUAUUGCUUUAACAUAUGCAAAUAUGGCUGCAGUAUAUGCUGCUAAGAAUCGAUCACAACAAGCAUUAACCUAUUGGCAUAAAGCAAAUGAUAUUUUGCGUAAUAAACUAUUACCACAACAUCCAUUGGUUAUUAAAAUUGAUGAGGAAAUUCGACUUGCUUCGUCGAAAAUUACCAAUUAUGAAUCAAUAAAAAGGACAGGAAGAAAACGUGUAGCAGCAACUUAA